AGUGUGUGUAAUGUUUUCUUUAUUGAUUUAAUGUAUCUUUUACGCAUUAUUUAAAAAAAAAAAUUACCAUUGUGCACUUCUUCUCUAUAUUCUCUAUAAGUGUGGAUAAUUUCAUACUCCGUCCGCGCAAUUUUCGCAAAAAGGGAUACAAAGUUUUUGCUUCACGUAUUAAUAUAUAGAUUCACCAUAUUAACCCUAGAUAGUUAAACUUGAGUAUUUAAAUGUUAAAAAAAGAAUAACAUUAUGAUUUUGACUAAAGAAAUUUUACAGGUAAAUGUCAACGAUGGCCUACCACAUUACUUCUGUUAUGAAUGUGUGAUGAUUUUAUAUAAAUUCCAUAAAUUUAAAGAAAAAUGUUACAACGGACAAAAAGUAUUAAGAGAGCUUCUUUGGAAAGGCGGGAUAACUUAUGAAUCGGUAUACAAGAUCGAUAGGCAAAGCAAAUAUCUAAAUUCCAAUUUAAGUGUAUCAUCUAAUGAGAGUAACAAUAAAACAUUCAUAAUUAGAAUACAUGAAGAUUCAUUCUCACAUGAAGAAAUUAAAAAACAAAAUGGAGGCUCACCUAGAUUAUUUUUAAGGCAACAAGAAAUAAUCAAUCAUGAAGCUUUUAAUUCAGAAGCAUUGGAACAUUAUGAAAACACUGAACCAAAUAGUCGUAUAGCUUCAUUUGUGAGAAUAAAAGAAGAAAAAGUAAACUCGAAAAGUGACGAAACAGAUGUAGAAAAUGAUGAUAACCAAAAAAUCAAGAAUAGAACAGUAGUUGAUCUUGGUAAUUGGAGAAAAUAUGAUUUAACAGAAGCAGAAGCUUUGAAAGAAUUCAGGAAGAGAGCUGAUGAUAUGAAAUAUUUGCAAGCAGAGUUCAAAUGUACGGAUUGUUUUAGAGGAUUCUCUAAGAAGAGUAUGUUGGAAGGCCAUAGAACAAGAAGACACCAAGAGACACCAGGUCUAUUAGAAUGCCGUUUCUGUCGGAUCCGUUACAAGUGGAAAUGUGACUUGAGGAAGCAUAUGAGACAGCACUACACCAAAUACGAGUGUCUGAGGUGUGACCUCGUGUGCGCGCAAGAGAGCACGAUGCUGUAUCACGAAGAAUACCAUAGUGGCGUGACAAGGAAAUGCGUACGCUGCGACUUGGAGUUCAGACACGCGUCUACGUACUACUCGCACAUGCGCACGCACCGCAGCGCGCACGUGUGCGUGUCGUGCGGCGCCUCGUACGUGAGCCGCGCCGGCCUGCAGCAGCACAGGAAGCUCAAGCACGUGCACGACGACGCGGACAGCCUCGCCGACGAGGACCGGGUCGCUUCGUACUGCGAAACGUGCGAUGUCACGUUCGAAUCCCGGCGGGCUUACGACGAACAUCUAUUUCACUCAGCCAAGCAUUGUGACGACCAGUUGCAAGAGAAAAACGAAGCCAUCGCUGUGUCAAGAAAGACUCUAAGCAAAUCGUAUAAGGCUAAAAUGAUCCCGAUUCUAAAAAGACGCAAAGAAACUGAAGAUAUCUUUCUACCGAACGUUAGAAGGAAGAGGAAGAAGAAUUUGAAGAGGACUCACAGAAAACCUACAACUUGUUAUCAGUGCGGGGAGCAUUUCGACACGCAGGCCGCGUGUCUGCGGCACCACCUCGCCCAGCAUCCUCGCACGUCCUUCUUCUCGCCCACCGAGAGGCACAUAUGCGAGAUAUGCGGAGCUUCUCUGGCUCCGGGCAGCGUGGCCAUGCACGUGAAUCUGCACACGCGUCAACACGUGCACACGUGCGGCACGUGCGGCAAACAGUUCCACAUGCUGAACGGACUCAAGAGACAUCUGGUGACUCACACGGGCGAGAAGAAGUUCUCGUGCCCGCUGUGCGAUAAACGGUUCACGCAGAGCAACAGCAUGAAGCUGCACUACAAGACCUUUCAUCUCAAGCAGCCAUAUCCGAAAAGGAACAGAAGAAAGAAUAAGGAGGAACACGCGACAGAGAAUAUUGAAGAGUCGUCCAACGACUUAGACUCUGACAGUCUCCCCGAGCCGGGAGAGGUGCAUCCGCCCGGGAUCCAAACUGUGCACGGCGCGCCGCCGGUCCACGACGAGCCCAUGGACUACAUGCGACUAUAGAUGUACCUGAUCUGUCUUAUUAGUUAAUUUUAAAAUCUCCCUGGCUUAGUUUAGUGUGUGCCGAGUCGUUGCACAAUAAACAGGUUGCAAAA
Molecule: messenger RNA, 2189 nt
Organism: Bombyx mori (domestic silkworm)
Lineage: Eukaryota; Metazoa; Arthropoda; Insecta; Lepidoptera; Bombycidae
Product: oocyte zinc finger protein XlCOF6
Exons: 14
Coding region: 244-2097 (617 amino acids)
Biological process (GO): regulation of transcription by RNA polymerase II
Cellular component (GO): nucleus
Molecular function (GO): RNA polymerase II transcription regulatory region sequence-specific DNA binding; DNA-binding transcription factor activity, RNA polymerase II-specific; zinc ion binding
Source: RefSeq, a predicted model, not a curated record